UGCAGAAGCCAGAGCGCUUACUCCAACAUAACGGUUCAUUUUGAAAAAGUACACAGACAUAAAGUGUUAGAGAGCCAGAGUAAUCGAGCAGCUAUAUUUGUGCGCUAAUUGAAUUCCACGAUAACACCGCAAACUCAAUUAUAAAAGUAAUUUCACGUGCAAACCUACUAUAUAUGCAAACAGAACAUAAUAAUAUAAAUAAAAUAGGGGUGCACGGAAUUGUGAAAUAUCCGCUGAACUGAACACGAAAAAAUACGCAGCGUUGUGGCGAAAAUUUUCAUAUAAAAUACAAUUUCUCUACCCAGUAAAAUGACUUUCAACGUGAGUUUCAACUUUAAGACGUCGAGCUGUAUUAUCAGCCUGUUGCUUAUGCUCCUCAGCUGUCUUCAAAGUUUGGCAGCUUCCAGUGACUCGGCGGCUCUAUCGGAUCAGGUAGUGGAUCAGCUCAGUGAAACUGAUCUGUACAGCGACAAGAAUAAACGUGCCUGGCAAUCGCUGCAGAGCUCGUGGGGUAAGCGAGGAGAGGCGGCACCAUUGGAUGCGGAUGAAACGCUUUUCGUUACGGGCCACUUUGUGCCACUAGUCAUAACCGACGGCACCAAUACGCUGGACUGGAAUACUUUUGAGCAUUUAGCCAGUGGAAACCAGGAGCAGCAAUCCCCCCAACAAAUACAACAGCAAACACAGCUGUCCAAUGAGGAGACCGACCUGUCGGGAGAAGCAAAUACAGUCGAUAAGCGCGCCUGGAAAAACAUGAAUGUGGCAUGGGGAAAGCGGCGACAGGCACAGGGCUGGAACAAAUUCCGAGGAGCCUGGGGCAAGCGUGAACCAACCUGGAACAAUCUUAAGGGAAUGUGGGGCAAGCGUGAUCCCUGGCAGAAGCUGCAUGCUGGUUGGGGAAAACGUGCACUUAUGAACUAAAUUUUAUUCCGAAAUUAUGAAGGCAACAGAAAACUCGAAAAUAAAUCAAACAUGCAUAUAUAGCUGAACAUACAAUAUAUAAAAGGCAUUGCUAUAAACUAACCAUAUAAAUUAUACACACAAAUACAUAUGGUAGACAAAUUACUAAACAAAAAAGUGUGGGAAAAAAUCAAAAAAAAGAAUAUUUUCCAAAAAUUCUCGUUGUUUUUAAAAUAGCGGCUAGAGGAGGAUGGAAGCUGUUUGAAAACCAAUUUCAUGUCAAUUCCGAAAAUGUAUGAAAGCGCUCGCUAGAUGAUAAUCGAUUAAUAAAUCUGAUUAGAUUUUGUUUGUGUUGUACUAUGUAUCAAAUCAGUAUUAUAUUUAAUAUGUCUAACGGUAUUAAUGAACAUGGCACUAGUUUUUCCCAAUGCAUACAUUCUAUAUAUGUAAUUACCGUAUAAUAUCGCUUUAUACAUAUGCUAGGAACGUUAACUAAGUUGAUGAA
This is a messenger RNA of Scaptodrosophila lebanonensis, 1405 nucleotides long. It is a transcript of the gene Mip, whose product is annotated as allatostatins MIP. Bases 310 to 921 code for a protein of 203 amino acids. The record is from RefSeq and is a predicted model, not a curated record. The transcript has 2 exons. NCBI's taxonomy places the organism in Eukaryota, Metazoa, Arthropoda, Insecta, Diptera, Drosophilidae.